Messenger RNA from Protopterus annectens (West African lungfish), 1513 nucleotides. It is a transcript of the gene TRPT1, whose product is annotated as tRNA phosphotransferase 1. Gene Ontology annotation, molecular function: tRNA 2'-phosphotransferase activity. The coding region runs from base 242 to 952 and encodes 236 amino acids. The transcript has 8 exons. Lineage: Eukaryota; Metazoa; Chordata; Ceratodontiformes; Protopteridae. Gene Ontology annotation, biological process: tRNA splicing, via endonucleolytic cleavage and ligation. The record is from RefSeq and is a predicted model, not a curated record.
UCCCGUCCCCAACUAGUUUGAAAUACUAAACCCAACCAUUUGAAAUGGAAAUUAAAAUAUACAACAAACUACCAAGGCAAAACUUAACCCAAUUUCCAGCGUGAGAACUCGGUUUUGACGUCAUGUCGCUAUAGGGCGGAGAAAAGGCGUAUUCUUCAGCACGUACAAGGAAGGAAAAUAAUCGGUGCAAGUCAGUGUAUAAUUUAUAAAAAAACAGUGCUCACAGCACCGAGACAAAAAUAUGAACAAUAGACAAGACAGAAGUGCCCCUGGACAAACUCACGACAGAAAAAAAAGUGGAGGACGGUCACGUAAUCCAAGGCAUCACCAACAUCAGGAUCCAGAUGUCCAGCUUUCAAAAGCUUUGUCAUAUGUUCUUCGACAUGGAGCAGCUAAGUUGGGGUUUCAGAUGAGUAGUGAUGGGUUUCUGUAUGUUGAAGAAAUUCUUUGCCAUCCACAGUAUAAACGCUACUCAGAAGCAGAUAUUCAGAGAAUUGUGGAAACAAAUGACAAGUGUAGGUUCUCCCUUCGCAAGCAUCCUACAGAUGGUAGGCUUCAAAUUCGAGCAAAUCAAGGACAUACAGUACAGGUAGAAGAUUUAGAGCUAACCCCUAUUGAAAUCUCAAAUAUGCCUGAAAAUGCUGUCCAUGGCACUUACAUGCGCAACUGGCCCUCCAUAAAGGAGCAGGGUUUGUCACGUAUGUCACGUAUGCACAUCCACCUUGCUCCAGGACUGCCUGGGGAAGAUGAGGUAAUAAGUGGUAUGAGAAAGAAUUGUGAUCUGGCCAUUUUUAUAGAUAUUUCAAGAGCGAUAAAUGAUGGAAUAAACUUUUUCUGGUCUGCUAAUAAAGUAAUUCUAACUCCAGGGAAUGAAGAGGGAAUAAUACCAAAAAAAUAUUUCCAGAAAGUUCUGCAGCUUAAACCUUUCAGGUGUGAGCUUCCACUUGUAUGAUUAUUGAUAUGAGAACUAUGUUCGUCUUAUUCUGUGUGGUGAUCCAGCCUUGAAGACUUUUGAUUAACAUGUCUGUAAACUAGUGACACCUUGUUUGCUAAUCAAAACAUUGACUGCUUUGUUACAAUGUGUUUAGCUAUUUUUUUUCAUAUGAGGAUGCUCUGGAAUGUGUUGUACGAUUUAUAUUUCCUCGAGGAAAGAAAGGACCCCCACCACCAGCACAGAGCAGUGCUGAAAAGGCAGAUAUCGUACAAAUAAAUGAAUUGGGAAAAAAUACAUGUAUUCUACGUAGCAAGAUGCUGUUGGAUAAGUGCAAACUUCCAAGGUAAUGAACCAUUACAGCCAUAUAACUACUGCUGUACUGUGCCUAAAAAAGUUAGGUCUAGAAAGUGUCUCAUUAUUGUGAGCUUUGAGUGACACAGUACCUAACUACACUGAAUAUAUAUCAGCCUUUUUGUCAUUUAGGUCAGAAUAAUAUUCUAGAAUAUACUUGCUAUGUAAAUAGGUACAUUCUUAUCUGAUAUUCUUGGAAUUUAAAAAUAAAGACAGAGCUCUGCAUUA